This is a messenger RNA of Cajanus cajan (pigeon pea), 1607 nucleotides long. Its product is annotated as transcription factor E2FC. Gene Ontology annotation, biological process: regulation of transcription by RNA polymerase II. Gene Ontology annotation, molecular function: protein dimerization activity; RNA polymerase II cis-regulatory region sequence-specific DNA binding; DNA-binding transcription factor activity, RNA polymerase II-specific. Gene Ontology annotation, cellular component: RNA polymerase II transcription regulator complex. The record is from RefSeq and is a predicted model, not a curated record. NCBI's taxonomy places the organism in Eukaryota, Viridiplantae, Streptophyta, Magnoliopsida, Fabales, Fabaceae.
GGCAGCCCAAGGCCCAAGAAAAACAAAAGGGCGGGGUGUCGUAUGCAUUCGAACUGAACUGAGCGCUUUUUUUGCGUUGGCGUUGGCGGCCACUGAAUCUCAUGACUUAUCUGUCACACCUUCUUCUUCUUCCACUCUCACUUGUUACUUCUUCUGUUACCUUCUCUGUUUCAUCAUGUCAACUUCGCGCGAGGAUCAACCUUCUCAAUUCAAAUUCCAGCUAUUGCAUUCCCCUUCCCAUUUCCCUCAUCCUCAUCCCCACUCUCUCUUUCCUAAUUUCCCCUCUAGUCAAAGGUAUGAACUCAAUAAUUUCAAGUCUCACAUAAGUAAUAUCGAAGUAGCUCCUGGCAUGAUCACAACAGUUAAUCUUCCUCCCGCUUCAGUUCGAACCGAGCCUAGCAUAAGAGGAAAGCAUAAUGGGAAAACAAAAGCUUCAAAAAAUGCAAAGUCUGGGACACAAAGACCAACUGCCGAUUCCCCUAAUUUGACUGCAGUUAACAACUGUCGUUAUGACAGUUCCUUAGGACUGUUAACCAAGAAAUUUGUCAGCUUGAUCCAGGAUGCUAAGGAUGGCACCCUGGAUUUAAAUAAAACCGCUGAGAUCUUAGAGGUUCAGAAAAGGAGAAUUUAUGACAUUACAAAUGUACUUGAAGGGGUAGGAUUGAUAGAGAAAACUUCAAAGAAUCAUAUACAGUGGAAAGGAUGUGAUGGACAUGGGCCACGAGAACUCGGAGACCAAGUUAACAGUCUAAAGGCUGAAGUUGAAAGUCUAUAUGCUGAGGAAUGCGAACUUGAUGAUUGUAUAAGGAAAAAGCAGGAGCUUCUGAGAGACCUGGAGGAAAAAGAAAGUUCUCAAAAGUACCUUUUUUUGACCAAGGAAGAUAUUCUUAGUCUUCCAUGCUUCCAGAAUCAAGAAAUUAUUGCAAUCAAGGCUCCAAAAGCUAGUUUCAUUGAGGUCCCUGAUCCAGAUGAGGAAUUAGGUUUCCGGCAAAGGCAAUACAAAAUGAUUGUUAGAAGUGCCACUGGACCAAUAUAUUUGUAUCUCUUGAGCAAGGACGAUCGCAAGUUUGAGGAUGAUAGUGUCAAGCGGGUGAAAUUAAUGGAUCCAUCAUGGAAUAGAGAUCACUACAGAAACAUGGGUGUGGAAUUAUUAGAAAGCCAAGAUGAUGAAAAAAAUCCUUCUGAGAAUUUCAGUUUGCAGGGGUCACAAGCAUUUGGAAUUCAAGAAAUUGCUCACACGGGUUUUGAAAUGGAAGAUGACUAUUGGUUUCAAUCAGAUCCUGGAGUGAGCCUAACAGAAUUGUGGGCCAAUGAGCAGUUGGGUUAUAUAGAUGAGCUUCAAGAAGAUUAAUCCAACAAGGGGUGUGGAUUUUCUAGAACACAAGCUUCAGUGACACAUAUGAUCAACAUGUAAGAGAUAGACGGCUAAUUGUUCCAGAUGACACAGAAAGUACAUUUCAAACUGUAAAUUUUAGCUUUUUUAUUUUUUAUUUUAUCAGCAAUUGCCUCUUAACUACGAUAUUUGUGUCCAAGUCCCACAGUGUAACUUAUGAAUGAAUAAGGUUGAAAUAUAACUUUUAAAUAAAGUGUUUCAAAUCUUCUAUAUA